AUGGCUGAAACACCCUCGUCCUCAUCCGUGCCAUUUUCCUCAUUUUGUACCUCUUCUGCGACGUCUUCGCUCACGUCUCUAGACGAACCACUCUCCUUGAAUCCGCUCAAAGAAACCUCGUCGGUCUCGCUGCCACCUAAAGGCAAGUCCAAGACCAAGGCCAAAGCGCGUCCAUCUCUCCCUACGCCGAAAUUAGAGAAACCCAAAGAGGUGACCAUCGUCAUCGGUGUCGACGACGACGGCACGGAACAGACCAUGACCUUCAAACCCACCGCAGUGCUCGAGACACUCUUCACCUGGAUGGCAGAACGCCAUGCUAUUUUCCAACGUCGUCUAGCCGGCGAACCCGCCCCGUGGACAUCGGACGAAUACUUCCAGAGGUAUCCCUUCGUGAACGUCUACCGCGUCUACGACCGCAUGACGCAAUACAUCGUCCGCGAGGUCAUCUCCAAAGGCCCUCAGGACCUCAAAGAAACCGCCUUCCGAGUGAUCCUGUUUCGUUUCUUUGCGCGUUACGACACUUGGAGGCUCUUGCAGGAUCGUUUCGGUGUACCCACCUGGAAGAACUUUGACAUGGAUACGUAUACGGAGGCAUUCGCUGAGGCGAGUGCCGAGGGCGCGAAAAUGUACGGGGCAGCGUACCAGAUGCCGCCUCCUCCGUUGGGUGAGGGUCCAAAUUGGCUGAAGCACCUUCGCCUGUUAGUGUUGAUGAUGACCACCGGCCUAUGCGAGAAACUCGCGAAAGCGGAGUCUCUUCAAGAGAUCCUCGGCCAGGUCCAACUUUAUCCCUCCAUGAAUGGCGCCUUCCUUGGAUACCAACUAUCCCUCGACCUGAACCUCAUCCCCUCCCUCUCCUUCCCCGAAAACUGGUCCCUCCUAGGCCCCGGCGCCACCGAAUGCCUCUCCAAAAUCUUCGGCCCCCAAAUCGGGCCCUACGUCGGCCCCGCCGUAAGCCACCUACACGACAACCAAGACUUUUACUUCUCCGCCUACGGUAUCGCACCUUCCCUCCGUCCGCGCCUCACGCCCUCUUCUCCGCCGUAUGUCAGCAGAGUCGAUUUCGAGCACGUGCUUUGUGAAGUGAGUAAGUACGCCCGGCUGAAGCAUCCGAAGGAGAGCCUGAAGGUGUCGAAGAAGGUUGAUGUUAGGGGACGGUUCGAUCCGUUGGGGAAAGGAGAGGGAAGGCCGAGGCCGACGACGGAGGUGCCGAGGAAAUGGAUGGAGAGACAGAGGGAGAUGAUGAUGCCUCUCGCCUCUAAGCCGAAGAAAUCGAAAAAGUCGAAAUGGGGGUCUUCUAAGAAGAGGAAGUCGACCGCUGCCGCCGCUAGUCGCGCGAGGAACGGAAACGGAAAGACGUACGAGUGCCGUGGGGCUGUUGAUGAGGACGCGGAGGACCCUGAGUACGAAGUUUCGCAUAUCGUGAUGGAGGAGCAUACGGAUUCUGGGAGCAGUAGUUCGAAGAAGAGGAAGAGGGACGAGGAGGUUUGGUAUACGGUGAGGUGGGACACGUGGGGACCGGAGUGGGAUACUAGGCAGACGAGGGACAGGUUAUUGGAGGACGGCGUGCAUGGGGUUAUUAAGGCGUGGGACGAUAGGAAGGAGGAGAUUGAGGAGAAGGCUAGAGAGAUGUCGGGGUAUGGAGCGUCGACGACGGAGAGCGAGAGCGCGGGGCGGAGGAAGAGUGGAAGGAAGAGUGUGGCGUAG
Molecule: messenger RNA, 1704 nt
Organism: Stereum hirsutum FP-91666 SS1
Lineage: Eukaryota; Fungi; Basidiomycota; Agaricomycetes; Russulales; Stereaceae
Exons: 2
Coding region: 1-1704 (567 amino acids)
Source: RefSeq, a predicted model, not a curated record